Molecule: messenger RNA, 1397 nt
Organism: Trachymyrmex cornetzi
Lineage: Eukaryota; Metazoa; Arthropoda; Insecta; Hymenoptera; Formicidae
Exons: 4
Coding region: 1-1386 (461 amino acids)
Source: RefSeq, a predicted model, not a curated record
AUGACGGUCUAUUGCCGAGAAUGGUUAGAGAGGCAUUGCAAAGAAAAAAAAGCUUUUGUUUUUUUUUUAUUAAUAACAUGUGCAUAUUGCGAUAAAGUUUUUAUAAAAAGUGAGAAGAACUACAUAAGAAAAUUUAUAAAUCACUUGUACGAUCAUGGACUAACCGAAUUAGAUGGCCAUUCAAGAUGUAAAGAAUUAAAGGAAAAGUUUCAAAUAAUGCAAAAUCAGCGUUACGUUGGAGUGUGUAAAGAUCAAAUGUGUAAAUUACAAAUUAUAUUUUUUCGUGGUACGCACCUCUUACAAAACCAUUUGGAAAUAUAUCACGGGAACAGAUCAAGUAUAUAUAAAAAUGUAAUAAGACGAAACAUGAGAGUACAACAUAUUCUGUUGAAUAAUUACCUCAUAAUAGGCAAAAAUAAUGCGCAGUGUUUAAUUUGUAAGGGCGAGGCAAGCUUAAGAAAUUUGGAAUUACAGAUUGAAGAAACACUCGAUGAAUUAAAAAACCACUGGGCCAAACAUUUUAGAAACACGCAAUUGGACGAAAUAUAUCGACUAGAACAACUUCAACAACGAAUGGAUGAGAAACUUUUUUUAGAAGAAUUACAGAUACUACCUGAUGAUAUAAGAGAAAUGAGAAACUACUUUAAGUUCACAUCAGAAGAAAUAAACGAAAUCAAAAACUUUGACGAGAUAAUACAUGAAGCCGUUGACCGUCAAAAGUAUAUUGAAAUAUUCAUAACAUUUAAAAUAUGGGCAAUGUCAAGUUCGGAGGGAAUAUGUAUAUGUUGUUUAAGAAAAGUUAUGUAUGGUGGCAGUACUUGUAUUAUAAAAAAUCAUUGGGAAUUAAAUCACGGAGUAUUUUCUCAGAUAUAUAAAGAAAUAAUAGAUAUAAAGAUGGUACAUGAUCUAUUGAAUCAGUACAUCAUAAUGAGUGACAUAUUGGUGUGCUUCAUCUGUAGAGACUCGUUCGAAGUGAAAGCUUUGCUAUUAAACGUUGAAGAACAGCUGGUUAUCUUACUUAAACACUGCUACAUACAUGCUAGGACAUCUUCAGACGAUCAAAUAAAACUAGAGGCACAUCUACGAAAAAAGUUUAGACGAAAACUAAAUACAAAAGAAAAAUUAGUCGAAAUGUUGGAGAAUUCUGGAAGAGACGAUCAAGGGCAGAAAAGUAGCGACCGUGAUGAUAGAUCGAGUACUUCGAGAGACGCUAUAACUGAACCAUCAGAACAAAGUGGAUCGAGUAUUUCGAUAGACGCUGGAGCUGAUUGUAAGGAUACGGUCAACUUUGCUCUGUCAUCAAGACAAAGUGGAGAACGACAAAGUACUCCAGCGCAGAGUCCGUCUAAGUCAGAUUCUUCGAAUGGAUCACCGCCAGUCAAAUAAGGGAAAAAAGA